Paramacrobiotus metropolitanus is the source of this 2517-nucleotide messenger RNA. Its product is annotated as 2',5'-phosphodiesterase 12-like. Gene Ontology annotation, molecular function: 3'-5'-RNA exonuclease activity. NCBI's taxonomy places the organism in Eukaryota, Metazoa, Tardigrada, Eutardigrada, Parachela, Macrobiotidae. The record is from RefSeq and is a predicted model, not a curated record. Gene Ontology annotation, biological process: nuclear-transcribed mRNA catabolic process, deadenylation-dependent decay. The coding region runs from base 327 to 2288 and encodes 653 amino acids. The transcript has 7 exons. Gene Ontology annotation, cellular component: mitochondrion.
UAUCACAACGAGCUGCUGCUCGGCACGUGCAAAAAUAAGAUAACCGAAAAACAUUUUUUAAAUUUUUGGACAGAAGUGCUAGCAGCAUUGUUUUUGCCAAGUUUUAUUUUUUAGAACGUUGGGAUUUUAUUGUUUUGGUUAAUUAGUUAACGCCCGCGUUCCACCCGUUCCGUUCGUGUAGAUACGUUUAGAGUGAGAACGUUUGUAACUGUGUAUUCUCACUAUUCUGUUUGAGUGCUUGGGAUUCACAGUUUGAGUACAGUGUUAUGUAGACCGCGGAGUUAUUCAUUUUUGCUGUCCGUUCUUGGUUUCCCUUUACGGAAAUUAUGCGGAUUUGCCGAUCAGUCUUAUCGGCAUCUCCCUGUCUGCACACAUUCCUUGCUCGUCCUUUAUCCACCCCCUCCGUGGCCGUCAAACGAAUGGCCGCCGCGAGUCCGCCGUCCCUGGCCGACCAACUGCGCCAGGAGCGGCUCUUCGUCUACCACACGCCGGAGGAUACGCACAUGCUGCUGCGACUGCGCUUCCGCGGCACUCCCGCCAUGGGCACGCUGCGUCGUGAUCGUCUGUUCAACUUCCGUCGCCCCAAAGACGAAGAAGUGGGGCGGACGCUGGAGCGGAUGGCGCAGAAUUUAACCAGCAAAAUCACCACCCGCAUCAAGAACAAAAAGGCUAAAAAAGCCAAAUUGGAUGUUGCAGUUGUGCAGGAAGCGCCCGCAGAAGAGAGCGAGAGUCUGGCGGUGUCAUUGCGACGCAGUGGAAAAGAGAUCCCGUCGGAGACACUGAACGGGUCUACCUGGACUGAGGGAGAUCAACUGUUAGUGGAUUCAGCGGAAUUUACGAUCUGCGUUAAUCCUCCCGUGAUCCCGACUGGUAAAAUCACGAAGCAUAUUUUACCGAAUUUUCCCGUUGACGUGACGCUGGACUGUGAUGGCGUUAUCGAAGAGCAAUCUAUCUUUGUUUGGUUGAAACAGAAGACUGGAAAACGCAGUGUUGAUCCAAUUCCGUUUGAUUUUAUCCUGAGUAACGAUGGUCAGAAAAUUCCUUCGGACCUCAUUGCUGAGGCACUGGAUGAUGUUUUACCACAUCCAGGAAGAGACGGAUGGGAAGUGGCAUCUGUCGAUAAAGAGUGGACACCUGGAAAAGAACAUGUCGGGUUACUUUUAUCGCUGCUAUGUUUGCCUAUCAAAGACGAUGUGGUUGGAGAGCCUAUUGCCCUGAUAGCCAAGAAUCCCAUUGCUGAGCCCUUAACAGAACCGAUACCGUUUAUGCGGCGGCAUGAGAGUUGCCAGCAGAGAGCUGGUUCCGAUGGGUUCCGAAUAGUCAGCUACAACUUGCUGGCCGACUUGUACGCUGACCAGGAAGCCAGUUUAAAGGAACUUUUUCCAUACUGUCCACCCGAAUGCAUUAAAGGCGACUACCGACGCCAGCUGACACUACGCGAACUGAUAGGCUACAACGCUGACAUCAUCUGUGUGCAAGAGCUGGAUACCAAAUUAUUCAACUCGUACUACUCCAAGCAGAUGCGACGAAAGGGCUACGAGGGAUUAUUUUUGCAAAAGACCGGUAAAGCGCACGAAGGCAUCGGGACGUUUUAUCGCACGGAUAAAUUCCGACUGCUUAAUCAGUACGAUAUUAAUAUCACGUCGGAGCUGUUUGAAAAUCCGGCAAAUAAAGAUUUAGCGGAUGCUGUCAAUAGUAAAGCGAAAUUAAAGGAAGUUAUGAUGACAAGAACGAAUCCUUUACAGGUUUGUUACUUACAAGAUCUGGAUGGUUCCGGUCGCAGCGUACUUGUCGCUAAUACACAUCUCUGGUUUCGUCCGCAAUAUCCACGCGUUCGCUUAUUACAGAUGGGUGUUUCACUGCGACACCUGCAGCGUAUCGUGAAAGAUGUCACGGCUAAAGAUAGCACUACGCCGGCGAUAAUAUUAUGUGGCGAUUUCAAUAGUUCCACGGGAUGGGGCGUGCAUCAUCUGCUCAAUAAACGUUCCGUUCCCGUUGAUUUUCCGGAAUGGAAAAUGUUCUGCACUGAAGAUGAUGAGUACGUGGAAUUGGCUUUGGAGCAUCCAUUUCAUCUCUUCAACGCAUGUGGAGAACUGCAAUACACGAACUAUACUGCUGGGUUCAAAGCAGCCAUCGACUGGAUCUAUGCCGAUGCGCAACAGUUGGAUAGCCGCUUCGUCAUCCCCAUGCCCACGGAGGACGAACUCUCAGCAUUUACAGCAAUUCCUAGUCCAGUUUUCCCAUCGGAUCAUAUUGCUAUUGGCUGUGAUUUACACUGGAAGGCAUGAUCCGUUUUGAAUGUUUUGUUUUUCGGGAUCGUGUUCGGUGUAUUUGAAUUUUGAAUUGUUCGGUGAAUUUUUUAUAUUUUUUGUUUCAUCUUGCAGUUUUUAACUGCAGCUCCAGCCUGUGAAUUGUUGUUACUUGAACGAGAUACGCCUGAAAAACGCGCAGCCUGUGUUGUACCAUUUUUAAAUUAUCAUGCUGCCAGUCGUUAAACUAGAGUAGUUGCAUUAUACA